AUGGCAAGAGUGUUGAACUUUGAAACUCAACAAGUCGAGCAUGAUGUGUCCUCUUUGCAGCAGACACCAGCGACCUCAUCACGAGGUGACAAUGGAGGGAACAAAGACCGUAAUCAACAACCUGUUGUUGCGACACUCCAGAAUGUGGAAGAAGCUCCACAUUCCGUUGAAGAAACCCAACCUCCUCCUACUUCUGGUGUCGGCACCCAACGACCCGGUGGAAAUUUCAAUAGUCGUCAUACUCAACACCAGAUACAAGUGAUGGAAAACUUCUUCAAAUAUAACCCUUACCCAAAUGAGAGGCAAAGGAGAGAGCUCGGCAAUUUUAUCGGGCUGAAUUCUAUGCAAAUCAAGUUUUGGUUCCAAAACAAGCGCACCCAGAUGAAUUCAUCUAUCAAUUCUCAUUUCUCUUUCCUCAUUUUUAUGUCUCUCAAGACUAAGUAUAUGUUGGAACAUCACCAAAAUACCCUUUUGAUUGCUGAGAAUGAAAAGCUCCGUGCUGAGAACCUACAGUACAAGGAAGCAUUGAGGAACGUGAGGAAUGUUAAGUACCUUCACUAUAGAGGCUGCCCAUCUUCUGUUGGUGAAAUGUCCUUUGAAGAGAAGCAUUUGAGGCUUGAGAAUGCUCAAUUGAAAGAAAAGCUUAAAAAGAUAAGAGAAAUGAUAGCAAAAAUUGCAAUACAACCAUCAAGGACUUCAUUCUCUAACCAUCCACUGCCACCUCACAUUCCAAUAUCUUCAAGCUCGUUUGAUAUUGUCAACUAUGUUCUGGAACCAAGCAUGGAAAUGCAAGUGCAUGGUGGCAGAAGCGACCCUCAAAUAUCAAUUAUCACAACUCCUUUUACUGAACCUGAGAAAUCCUUAAUUAUGGAGCUUGCAGUUGGAGCUAUGGAGGAAUUUACUAAGAUUGCUAAUUGUGGAUCACCUUUAUGGAUCCCCGGAAUGCAUAGUGAUAUUCUAAACCAACAAGAGUAUGUUAGGGUUUUCCAUGCAGGACUAGGGCCAACACCUAUGGGGUUCAGAUCUGAAGGCUCAAGGGAAUCCAUGAUGGUUACCAUGAAUCCUAAUAAUCUCAUUGAAAUCCUUAUGGAUGUUAAUCAAUGGUCAACUGUAUUUCCCGGUAUUGUUUCUAGUGCAAAGACAACUGAAAUCCUAUCAACUGGAGUGGGAGGAAACUAUGAUGGAGCCCUGCAAGCGAUAUCAGCAGAGUUCCAGACGCUCUCACAUCUUGUUCCUGCUCGUAAUAGUUAUUUCGUAAGGUAUUGUAAGUAUCACCCUGAUAGGGCAUGGGUUGUGGUUGAUAUUUCCUUGGAUGAUAUGCGACCUGGUGCUGCCACAAGAUGCAGAAGACGACCCUCUGGUUGUAUGAUUCAAGAAUUUUCAAAUCGUUUCUCAAAGGUUACAUGGAUUGAACAUGUAGAAGUUGAAGAGAAAGAAGUGCAUGAUAUAGUCAAACAUCUAUGUAAUUCUGGCUUUGCCUUUGGAGCUAGGCAGUGGAUAAGAACUUUAGAAAGAUAUUGUGAGGGCACUAACAUACCACUAGAAGACAUUAAUGGGAUAGAUCCUGAAGAAAGAAAAACCUUGAUGAAGUUGGCAGAGAAAAUUAUGCAGAGCUAUUGCAACUAUGUUGGUGCUUCCCCACCACCUCAUGUUUGGACAGUCCAGACAACACCAGCGGGCGCUGAUGACGUGAGGGUCAUGACCAAAAACAAAACUGAUGCAUCGGGAGCACUUAUUGGUGUUGUUAUUAGUGUUGCAACUUCUUUCUCUCUUCCAGUUCCUUCCAAAAGACUCUUUGAGUUUCUUCAAAAUGAAGACUCAAGGAACCAGUGGGAUAUUCUCACCAAAGGUUUUCUAGUUCAAGAACUAGCACACAUAGCAAGUGCUCGUGAUCCUAGAAAUUUUAUCUCUUUACUUCAUACCAAGAGUGAGAAUUCAAUCCAAAGCAGCAAGACCAUAGUUCAAGAGACCUACACUGACUCUAUAGGCUCGUAUGUGGUGUAUUCUCCAGUUGAACUUGAUGCCAUGAAUUUAGUCUUGAGUGGCUCAGAUCUAGAUUAUCGUAACUUGAUGCCCUCAGGCUUUGCCAUUAUUCCUGAUGGGUCCAGGCUGAGUGGCGGGCCCACAACUGAUGUUGGAUCUGGAGGGUGUCUUGGUACACUUGCAUAUCAAAUAUUGGUUCCAGCAACUCCAACACCACUAGAUCCUAGCUUAGUGUCCUCUUUGUGCACUUUAAUGAAGUGCACAAUUGACAAAAUCCAAACAGCAAUGAUGAGUGUCUGA
Molecule: messenger RNA, 2283 nt
Organism: Lotus japonicus
Lineage: Eukaryota; Viridiplantae; Streptophyta; Magnoliopsida; Fabales; Fabaceae
Product: homeobox-leucine zipper protein PROTODERMAL FACTOR 2-like
Exons: 11
Coding region: 1-2283 (760 amino acids)
Molecular function (GO): DNA binding; lipid binding
Source: RefSeq, a predicted model, not a curated record